Triplophysa dalaica is the source of this 2707-nucleotide messenger RNA. RefSeq lists its product as uncharacterized. NCBI's taxonomy places the organism in Eukaryota, Metazoa, Chordata, Actinopteri, Cypriniformes, Nemacheilidae. The record is from RefSeq and is a predicted model, not a curated record. The transcript is spliced from 4 exons. Gene Ontology annotation, biological process: intracellular protein localization. The coding region runs from base 254 to 2179 and encodes 641 amino acids. Gene Ontology annotation, molecular function: protein kinase A binding. Gene Ontology annotation, cellular component: cytoplasm.
CCUGGUAACCAAUAGGAAACGAGUUUACGUUGUUUUGUCUGUGAGUGUAGAACGCGGGUGGCGAAUCGUUAUGGAGGAGCAGCGUGGAUGUGACUUUGAAAUUGGGAUAUCACCAACUGGGCUCUCUUUAUUAGAUAACACAGCUGUAACAGUUUUUAAUACACCUUUAACUGGGGAAUUAACUUCCCUUAUUUCCAGCAUACUGCUGUUAUCGUCAUGACAUUUAAGCCACGCCCACCGCCCACACACGUGCAUGCAUAAGAAAAUGAUUCAUGAGGACUGGUUGUGUAGCUCAUUUAAAUUGUGUGACCUAGUCGAUGUUUCAGAGUCUGUUCACAAUAAUGACUCCACACAGCUAGAAAUCAACACAAAUUCAUUUCCACUACCUUCUUAUAACCCUUCGUCUAUUAAAAUCACUUUUGAAGCUUACAGCCUUUUAUUGGAUUCAACUUUUGAAAAGAACGUGAAACAUACCAAUAAAAAAAUAAUAGAAGGUUGUAAUGUACAGAGAGAGUCCAUUCAUCACUUUGCGCAGAUGACAGCAAAACUUAUUUUAGAUUCAGCUUUGAUGAGAGGAGCAACCCCAUCAACUGAACAUGGUGUGAACUACCAUCCUGACAACAAUCAAACUCACCCAGGAGAAAGUUUCACAAUGAGAAGGAAUCGCAUGGAGAUGUUGGCUGAGGAGCUAACAUUACAAGCUUGUUACAAAGCUUUGGAAGAAAUGGGUGAACAUUGUGUUUUUAGGUCUGAUCCAACUAUGGACAAUAUAAUUAUGGAAGGAGGUUUUGUACGCUUCCCCUCAGGGUACAGCUGUGAUGAAGACACUUCUGAAAUGGAAACGGACACAAAGAUGGGAGAAUAUGAUCACAAAUUUGAUACUUCGGCAUAUGCCACUUCUUUAAAGAGAAUGGUUACUCUGGGUUCUAUUGAAUACCCUGACGCUCCUCCAAGUACCCCUUUACUUCCAGAAAUGUUAAAGAGUCGAGACAGUUUCUCAAGGAAGCUAAAAGGGGGGCUGGCUAAAGAAUUCCUUCCUUCACCCCCUCCUCCAACCCCCAAAGAUCGGCUGCUGCCCUUAUUGGAGAACCAGAGGACUGACAUCCCUACUGACAAAUCAGACUUCAUGAUGAGACUAAUGUGCUCGCUGUCAUUGGAGUGCGGUAAGCAAGGAGGGCAAGAAGAACAGAAGGCUGUAGACGUUAAUGAUGGUGGACUUCAAAAUGAGAUUCCCAGUCUGUUUGACUAUGCAUCGCAAAUGUCCACAGAUAUUCUACAUUUUAUUAAAACUGAUGACAUAGAAGAAAAUAAACGAUUCUGUGCUAUUGCUGAGCAACUAGCGGAUGGGACUGUCAAAACGUCUUUAGCAGAGGUCAUGGCGAGAGAGAAAGAAAUAAGAAGAGACCAAAACGGUCAGAAGUCCACCACGGUAGAUGCCAUCCCAUUGUCAGCUUCUCAACAAAAACCAAGCAUGGCAUUAGAAGAGAUACAAGUUUUAGCUAGCGAGCUAAUCAUUAAUGCUGUGGUUCAUGCUUUUGCUAAGCUAAAACAGGGUGCGCUUAAACAUGGAACCCAUCCACUUUUGGGCCAAACAACAAAGCAACAGCCAGGGGAAAAAGAGACAUAUUCCAACACAAAUUUGUGUAAACACUCAACACAGUCCAACACAGCAACAACCGUUAGCUCCUGUGAUGAUGAAUUAGAACUCGACAGCAUUACAUCUGAUGCGGUAAAUAUGACCAAAUCAGUACACAUUCAUGCAAACAACUUUGCAGAAGGAAUACUCGAAAAUGCUGUGCAUGAUGCUUCCAGCUUACUGGUAAAUGUUAGGCAAACAUUGGGAACACAUGUGAACAAUGGCUCACUAACUUGUGUAAUUAAGAUGCAUGCUGAGGAAAGCCAUGAGGUUCAGGAACUGCAGUGUGCUCUACUGUGGGCUGCAGCAUCUCAGAAAGGAGCUUCAGAGCUUUGCAUUGACCUACCAGACACAAGCCUUAAACAAAAGCUUUGUAGACUCUCUCGCAGUGCCCAUGUGAAUGGCUGGACAGUGGGCACUUUAAUAACAGCACUGUGCCGGUUUUGUGAUAUGCAGCAAGAAGCCACUAGAGGGCAAUAUGAGACCUCUGAAUCUCUCUUGGAGCAUCUGAAAAGCCUUAUUGACAAAACACCCUUAAACUGAUCUUAAACCAGCUUCACCCACUGGACUGCUUUUGUGCAAUAUGUAGAACUAGUCAUUGAUUAAGCUGUGAAAGCCUAUAAUCCCCCCCCCGAAAAAAAUACAAGGAAACUUUGUGCCAAACUGCUGACAUGAUUUUUAGCUACACAAUUUCUCACCACACUCACAUCCCAAACCUUAACAUUUAUAAAAGGAGACAAGCCAUAAGAAAGAAUGUCAUACAGAACAAUAUUAAGUUAUAAUUGAUCUCAUUUUGACCCUUUUGCAAAUUAGUCCUCAAAGAUGAAACAGCUGCGUACACGCUCAACGUUUUUAUACUGAUUUAGAACCGGCUCACCCAAUCCACACGCCAAACCACAGCUUGUUAGGGAGAAAGAAAUCUGACCACAAAUCAGUUUAAAAAAAAGGAUACCGUCCACAUAUAACAGAUUGACGCAUUCUUGAAUGAAGAUCUUGUAUUCUGUGUAUUAUUAUUUUCUUCAAAAUGUCAGUUACAAUAAAAAAUCGUUUUUGCAAAUGAUAAACAUUGAA